Messenger RNA from Saccharomyces eubayanus, 1691 nucleotides. RefSeq lists its product as uncharacterized. The transcript has a single exon. The annotation marks the transcript as partial. NCBI's taxonomy places the organism in Eukaryota, Fungi, Ascomycota, Saccharomycetes, Saccharomycetales, Saccharomycetaceae. The record is from RefSeq and is a predicted model, not a curated record.
CUGCCACAUCCAGUUUGGCUACCUCUAGUACACCAUUUGUUAGUAAUUCAACCAUCGCCAGUUCUUCAUUGGCGGCUCACAGUUUAACUAAUUCCAAAGUUUCAUCUGCCACAUCAAGCUUGGCUACUUCCGAAGUCUCAUCUGCCACAUCCAGUUUGGCUACUUCCGAUGUCUCAUCUGCCACAUCUAGUUUGGCUACUUCCGAAGUUUCAUCUGCCACAUCCAGUUUGGCUACCUCUAGUACACCAUUUGUUAGUAAUUCAACCAUCGCCAGUUCUUCAUUGGCGGCUCCCAGUUUAACUAAUUCCAAAGUUUCAUCUGCCACAUCAAGCUUGGCUACUUCCGAAGUCUCAUCUGCCACAUCCAGUUUGGUUACCUCUAGUACACCAUUUGUUAGUAAUUCAACCAUCGCCAGUUCUUCAUUGGCGGCUCACAGUUUAACUAUUUCCGAAGUUUCAUCUGCCACAUCCAGUUUGGCUACUUCCGAAGUUUCAUCUGCCACAUCCAUUUUGGCUACCUCUAGUGUGCAACCUGUUAAUAAUUCGACCGUCUCCAGCUCUUCAUUGGCAGCUUUCAGUUUAAGCACAUCUACCGUACCAUCGACUGUGUCUGCGGAUGCUACGUACUUUUCUAAUUCCACUACAUCUGCUGUUUCUACAUCUGGUUUCAAAUUCACUCAAUCUACAAGCGUAUCUGACGGUACAGUUGUUUCAAAAACAGAUAAACAGAUCACAACCCUAACCUCAACAGCUAGUUGCAGCGAUGUUAGUGCCUACUCCAAUUUCACUGAAACAGCAAUUGUAAGCAAGGAGACUACUAUUGAGGCAACCGUUACUAGCUGUUCAGGUGGUUGCACCAAAAGUAGAAACUCAACCACCUUUACCACUGUAACAGACAUAUCUGCUUCUACCACAACUACCUGCCCAGAAAAAGAAGCAACAUCGAUUACUAACGGCGAUAAAUCAACGUCUGCUACUGAUGCUAACACGAGUAGCAUUUCGAUAUCUGCUUCUACUGAAAUAUCUAGAGCCUCCACCACUUAUCAAGGGACUUCAGUGAUUGUACCAGAAUCUGAAAUCGCAAAAGCUUCAUCAACUUUUAAAGUAAGAAAUACCUCAUCAGCUACCGAAUUGACCAAAACUUCACCAACAACUGAAGUUGCAGAAAGCACGUCAACCAAAGCGUCAACUAAAGUUGCAGAACGUACGUCAACCAAAGUGUCAACUAAAGUUGCAGAAAGUACGUCAACCAAAGUGUCAACUAAAGUUGCAGAAAGUACGCCAACCAAAGCGUCAACUAAAGUUGCAGAAAACAUUUCAACGAAUGUGACCAAGACUUCACCAAUUAAGGCUACAGAGGAGACACCAACCACCAAAGCAACAAAGAAAGCAUCAACCACCAAAACCACAAAUACUUCAACUGAGACUCCGAUCGGAAAAGGCGAAACUACUCUCCAAACAAUAGUGGUUUCAAGUAAAAAGCCCACAUCAACAUCUCAACAUUCUUCAUCCACAAAAAAGGUAAUUGCGUCCAGCGGAAAACCGGUCACAUCCACUCAUAAAACAUCCUCAACCAAGAAAACAGUUUCCUCUACUAUCAACACUAUUGCAACUUCAAGGAAAAAUGCGGCCGCCUCAUUGGAUAUUAACAUGAAAGCUUUUGCUAUUGGUGCUAUUGCUUUAUUAGCUUAG